Propithecus coquereli (Coquerel's sifaka) is the source of this 933-nucleotide messenger RNA. It is a transcript of the gene ZNF846, whose product is annotated as zinc finger protein 846. Gene Ontology annotation, biological process: negative regulation of transcription by RNA polymerase II. The record is from RefSeq and is a predicted model, not a curated record. NCBI's taxonomy places the organism in Eukaryota, Metazoa, Chordata, Mammalia, Primates, Indriidae. Gene Ontology annotation, molecular function: DNA-binding transcription repressor activity, RNA polymerase II-specific.
AUGGGUUCUUCUCAGCACUUAGUGACCUUUGAGGAUGUGGCUGUGGACUUUGCUCAGGAAGAGUGGACUUUGUUGGAUCACUCGAGAGAUCUCUACAGAAAUGCGAUGCUGGAAAACUACAGGAAUCUCAUUACACUAGCAGAGUCCGAAUUAUGCAAACCUAUUCUCAUGUCUCCAUUGGAACGAGGGGAAGAGCUGAGAACGGGAGUGAGAAGAGUUCUGCAGGAAUUGAAUUUGCAAAUCAAAACCAAAGCCUCACCACUGCUUCAAGAUAUUUAUACAGAAACAUCAUUAAAUGGAAUACAACUGGAGAGAAGCAAUACUGCAGAGAAACUCUGUGGCUCUAACCAUUGUGGAAAAGUCUUUAGUGAACAUCUGUCUCUUAUGACUCACAUGAGAACUCACAUUGGAGAGAAAAUUUCUGAGGAUAAUCAGAGUGGAAAAGCCUUAAGAAAGAACUUAAUUGGUAAUUUUUAUAAGAAAACUCAUGUUGAGGAGAAAACUUCUAAGUUUUUUCAACAUGGAAAAGCUUUUAUCCAGUUUCCAAAUUGUACUGGUCAGAAGAAAACUCAUACACGGGAGAAACUGUGUGAAUGCAAAGAUUGUCAGAGAACUUUUCUUAAGCAGUCAUCCCUUAAGGUACAUAAGAGAUCUCACAAUAGAGAAAAACACUAUGUAUGUAAGGAAUGCGGGAAAGCCUUCAGUAAUUCCUCACACCUUAUAGGCCAUGUAAGAAUUCACAGUGGAGAGAAACCCUAUGUUUGUAAAGAAUGUGGCAAAGCUUUCACUCAGUCCACAGGACUCAAAUUACACAUCAGAACUCACACUGGAGAAAAGGGCUACGAAUGUAAGGAAUGUGGGAAAGCAUUUGCUCGGUCCACAGAUCUUAAUAUGCACAUGCGAACUCACACAGGAGAAAAGCCCUGCGAAUGA